CUUACCGUGGCACAGCGGGCAGUGUGGCUCAUAAGCCACGAACCGGGAACUCCACUUUGUGGCACCGUGAGAUUCUCCAGACGGUAUCCAACUGUUGAAAAACGAGCCAGAGUCUUCAGUGGAGCAAGUUAUGUGCCUGUUCCCGAAGAUGGUCCCUUUCUUAAAGUACUGCUCUUUGAACUUAGAUUAUUGGAUGAUGAUAAAGACUUUGUUGAGAGUCGUGAUAGCUGUUCACGCAUCAAUAAAACAUCCAUUUAUGGACUCCUGAUAGGAGGUGAAGAACUCUGGCCAGUUGUUGCUUUUCUGAAGAAUGACAUGAUAUAUGCCUGUGUUCCACUAGUUGAACAAACUCUGUCACCUCGACCGCCAUUAAUUAGUGUUAGUGGAGUUUCACAAGGCUUUGGAUUUCUUUUUGGGAUUUUCUUUAUUCAGGUCAAAAAAAUGACUGAGCUAAAUACAAAAUUGAGCCAGUUGCCUGACUUGCUUCUGCAAGCUUGUCCAUUUGGUACUUUAUUAGAUGCCAACUUACAGAAUUCAUUAGAUAAUACCAACUUUGCAUCUGUGACUCAGCCACAAAAACAGCCAGCUUGGAAAACUGGAACGUACAAAGGAAAACCACAAGUUUCUGUUUCUAUCACUGAAAAGGUAAAAUCCAUGCAAUAUGAUAAACAGGGGGUCGCGGAUACAUGGCAAGUUGUUGGAACAGUGACUUGCAAGUGUGAUUUGGAAGGAAUCAUGCCAAAUGUUACCAUCAGCUUGAGUCUCCCCACCAAUGGAUCUCCACUUCAGGAUAUUCUAGUUCAUCCUUGUGUAACUUCUCUUGACUCUGCAAUUCUGACUUCUAGUAGUAUUGAUGCAAUGGAUGACUCUGCAUUUAGUGGGCCUUACAAAUUUCCAUUCACUCCACCUUUAGAGUCAUUCAACUUAUGCUACUAUACUUCCCAGGUCCCUGUCCCACCAAUUUUGGGUUUUUAUCAAAUGAAGGAGGAAGAAGUACAACUAAGAAUAACCAUUAAUUUAAAACUUCAUGAAAGUGUGAAAAAUAAUUUUGAAUUCUGUGAAGCCCAUAUACCUUUUUACAAUAGAGGUCCAAUUACACAUUUGGAAUACAAAACUAGUUUUGGCCAGCUCGAAGUAUUUCGAGAGAAAAGCUUAUUGAUCUGGAUUAUUGGCCAAAAGUUCCCAAAAUCAAUGGAAAUUAGUCUUUCCGGAACUGUAACUUUUGGAGCCAAGAGCCAUGAGAAGCAGCCAUUUGACCCAAUUUGUAUUGGACAAACAGCAUAUUUAAAGCUUCAUUUUAGGAUCUUAGAUUACACACUUACUGGAUGUUAUGCAGAUCAGCAUUCAGUUCAAGUUUUUGCAUCAGGAAAACCAAAAAUAAGUGUACACCGGAAACUAAUUUCUUCUGAUUAUUACAUCUGGAAUUCUAAAGCCCCUGCUCCAGUAACAUAUGGAUCAUUAUUAUUGUAAUAGUCUCAUGUUUAAAUGGGAUUAUAUAAUGAUAACAGUUCAAAGAAAAUCAUAAUCUUAUAUUUUUAAUGUGGAUGCAUAUAACCUGUGAGUGAAAAAUCACUGAAUGAUUUAAUUGUAAAAGUAGUCUCAUGUACUGUUUGUAGUCUGAUAGAGCUUGAAAGGACGUUUUAAAAGCUAAUGUCUCCAAUUUUGUUAACCUUCGAUUUUAUGCCAGUAUAAUUCUGAACAUAGAAAAAUAGUGAUUCACUUGGGCUCAUUUUAGACUAGUCCUGGGUCACCCUGCCACACUUGUUUCCUAGUGUUUCUGUGGCAGACAUUGCUAAUCAAUUACAGCCCUUUUCUGUACUGAGCCUUGGAUAAAGGGUCAGGCUCCUUUUCAGUUCAGAGAUUCAGGCAGCUACUCCCAGUGGGUUGUAGAUAACAUGCAAGAUAAAAACUAUUUUCUCUUCCAAAUCUAAGUACUAAGCUCCUAGUAUAAGGUGUUGUUACAGAAUACCAGAGACCAUGUUAGAAACAACUACAUCUCUUCAAAAAACAGCCAACAGAGACAAAGGAAAAGUGUUUAAAUAGUAGCCUGUUCUUAAUCAGAACUAUCUUAUUGACUAAUAAAGAAUCUGCAUAAU
Molecule: messenger RNA, 2096 nt
Organism: Symphalangus syndactylus (siamang)
Lineage: Eukaryota; Metazoa; Chordata; Mammalia; Primates; Hylobatidae
Product: AP-5 complex subunit mu-1-like
Biological process (GO): endosomal transport
Cellular component (GO): late endosome; lysosome; AP-type membrane coat adaptor complex
Source: RefSeq, a predicted model, not a curated record